GAAAUGGUUGGCCAUCAUGAACAUGAAAUCAAAAUACCGGAUUACAGAAUAUAUAAAGUUGAUAACGUACCGCAACUUGUGAAGGUGAAGAAUAUUUUAGCUACCGAAGGACUCAAAGAUCCGUGGUUGAGGAAUGAAGUUUGGAGAUAUCCUCCAAAUCAUGGUAGUCGUUAUGCACAAUAUUUCAAAUGUUGGUUCCGCAGUAAACGUGGGCUUACAAUUGCCUGUGGAUUAGCAGCUUCUAUUAUUGCUGUGGCAAAAACCUAUGAACAUUUUUAUCCAUCAGUUCAUCAUCACAAAAAGCCUUACUUUCCAUCAUCCAGUGUUUAAUUUAAGAUAAUAGUA
Molecule: messenger RNA, 345 nt
Organism: Acyrthosiphon pisum (pea aphid)
Lineage: Eukaryota; Metazoa; Arthropoda; Insecta; Hemiptera; Aphididae
Product: NADH dehydrogenase [ubiquinone] 1 beta subcomplex subunit 3-like
Exons: 2
Coding region: 4-330 (108 amino acids)
Biological process (GO): electron transport chain; mitochondrial respiratory chain complex I assembly
Cellular component (GO): mitochondrion; respiratory chain complex I
Source: RefSeq, a predicted model, not a curated record